AUGAAGCAACGCCGAGGAACCCCCAAAACCCGACAUUCUGAUACCCGCGGGACGCAGGAGACAGGACGUCGCCGAAGUUCAAACCGUCCGUGGCCGUGGGGGUUGCCUCGGACCAUUCCCAUGCUCCUGGGAGACACCAAAGCGAGUCUGUGCGGGGAGACAGAGAGAACCUGGGAGAAGCCUCAACGGAGGAACACCGUGUGUGUGCCAUAUUUUUAG
Messenger RNA from Colletotrichum truncatum, 219 nucleotides. RefSeq lists its product as uncharacterized. NCBI's taxonomy places the organism in Eukaryota, Fungi, Ascomycota, Sordariomycetes, Glomerellales, Glomerellaceae. The record is from RefSeq and is a predicted model, not a curated record.